This is a messenger RNA of Symbiodinium sp. CCMP2456, 1374 nucleotides long. Lineage: Eukaryota; Dinophyceae; Suessiales; Symbiodiniaceae. The record is from the annotation of a GenBank genome assembly.
AUGCUCUACUGUCCAAGCCUCGUUUACUACGCUGGAAAAAACUUGGCCCAGCAGUGCAAGGGCUUGUAUACUGGCAGCCAGGUUUGUGACCAGAUGGACUUCAAGCCUCUCUUUGGCAAAAACAGCCGGACUUCGGAUCGUUUCAGAGAGAUGUUGCUCGAAGUCCUGAAUGGGGAGGACUUGUCAGCAAAGCUUGUGGCUGAACGUGCAUUACGCGAGCAGGAUAAGAAGGAGAUGGAGGAUGCUCGUGCCCUGGCAGAGCGACGAAGGCAUGAGCUGGACAAAGCGAGAGCCGACGCCGAAGAUUUGCGCCAGCAGCAGCAACAGGUCACCAACGUCAAAUUUCUGUGUGGAAUUAUGUUUCUGCUUGGGGUCUCUGCUGGUCUUAGCCCUUACGUGUUCGGGAACAUCGGCUUCUAUAUCCGAGCCAGAGGUUGUGCAAGAAUCAGGGCCGCAGCGUUGAUGAAAAGGGUACGGGCAGUGGAGGCAGACCUCGCCUCGGAAAGGCAGUAUGCAACGUUUUUGAGGGAACAGCAAGCUUCUUUGCAAUCGGACAUGGCUAACCAGGCAGAAACUGUGAAGAAGCUGGAAGUAGGUUUGAGCACCAAAAGAGGACAAUUGGUGGCAUCGGAAGCAGUGGUGGCACAGCAACGUGAGGCUUUAAAAAAGCUAGAAGGAGCUGUGAAGACUGGAGUACACCAGCUUGCGGCAUCCGAAGGCGUGGUCGCACAGCAGCGUGAGGCUUUGAUCACCUUUCAAGCCAGCCUCCAAAGCAAACAGUACGAGUUGGAACAGUUGAGAGCUGCGAUGGCACGGCAGCAAGAGGGCUGCCAAGCCAAGCAGGACGAGUCGCAAGUAUCCCAUGCCGCAGAGCUUCCGGAGCCUGAGGCUGGCUUGCAUCGCACUGUAGCACAACACAGCAAUCUACAUGUGACAGAGCCAGAACACGAAACUCCAGAGACAGGGCUUGAACAUGAGCCGGGCAAGCCUAUGGAGCAGGAGUCGCAUGCGAAGGAUAUCAAUAUGACUCAGGCAUCACCCGGAUUUGGUGCUGUUCGGUGGCUUUGUGGGUCUGGUUUGGCUGGUGGACUAGCCCUAAUGUAUGCGGCGGGGGUACCGAUGCCCACCAUGGCUAAUGUUUGGCGAGUGCAUGGUUGGGAUGGGCGAGAUGGGAUAGUGUUCCAUAUCCGCAGAGCGGACUCCAUUCAGUUACUGCGCGAGCUAGGUGGUGGCAGCGUGUUAAACGCCAAGGGCAAGUGCAUCGUGGAAGAGUUCGCCGGCGGUUCCAACAGAUGCAAAGUCCUGAUAGAGCAUCUUUGGCAAACGGAUGAAAGCACUUUCGCUGCAGACUUAGUUGUGUUGCAGCAGCUCUGA